This is a messenger RNA of Eremomyces bilateralis CBS 781.70, 1474 nucleotides long. Its product is annotated as nucleotide-diphospho-sugar transferase. Gene Ontology annotation, biological process: protein N-linked glycosylation. Gene Ontology annotation, molecular function: glycosyltransferase activity. The transcript has a single exon. Bases 216 to 1253 code for a protein of 345 amino acids. The record is from RefSeq and is a predicted model, not a curated record. NCBI's taxonomy places the organism in Eukaryota, Fungi, Ascomycota, Dothideomycetes, Eremomycetales, Eremomycetaceae.
CCGACAGUAAAUCUUGCAGAAAAGGGGAUUGCUAGGGAUGUGGGCCACUGACCGAUGGUGUUACGAUAUGGGUAACGAGAGUGGUACCGCAGGGCAAGUAUUCAAUCCAUAAUACUUUCUCAUCUUUCAUCAUGCGAGGGAUUCCUCUUUCUUUGACCGCUGUACCGCCCAUGGUGAAGCACGCACUACGUCGUUUCUGAUAUGCCCUGCCAACGAUGAUCACACCUGUCAAAAUUCGAGCUAACCAGCUCACCAUCGUCGCGGCCACCGUCUCCGCGUGUAUUCUGUUGUUCACGUUUUUCAAGAUCGCGCCGCAUUCGCCCAGCGCAGCAUCGUCCAUUUCCACGCAGAUCCCUUUAUUUACCGCCCCGCCAGUGCGGAAUGGCUUGAAGGUUGCCUACGCAUCGUUUCUGUCGACAAGAGUCACCAAUGAGUCGGAAUAUGACCCGUACUUCACCGCGUCGCGGGUUCUUGCCUAUCAACUCCUCCACCAUCCGGUCACGAAGACCAGAGACAACAUCCCCUUAUUGAUCCUCGUACCCCCGCACGUCUCCGAGCACAAGCGCAAAAUCCUGGCGUCGGAGGGCGCGCAGAUUGUCCCCGUCGACCUCCUUCUACCGGACACGCCAUGGCUCAGCCCGGCGACGGACCGCUACGACGACCAGUUCACGAAGCUGCGUCUCUUCGGCCUCGAGCAAUAUGACCGCAUCCUCUAUGUCGACAACGACAUGCUCCUCACCCGAUGUCUCGACCCCAUCUUCGACGAGCCGGCCGUCAUGGAAGUGCAAACGACCGGCGCCGACCCGGCAUCCAUCGAGUCCGAUGAAGCGCCCCUGCCGAGCACCUACCUCUUCACCGGCGUCUCCGACACCGGCGGCGGGGAUCAUCCCUUCCCCCCCGUCGAGGGUGACGACAUCAACGGCGGAUUCUUCCUCCUUCGACCAGACCGCGCCCUCCUUGCCUACUACAAGUCCGUCCUCAACAUCCCGAACCGCUUCCCCAGCGUCUUCAUGGAGCAGAGCAUGCUGACGUACGCGCAUCGCCGCGACGGGAAUAUGCCGUGGCGCGCGUUUGAGAUGGGGAAGUGGAACACCAACUGGCCAAAUGAGAAGGACGUGGAAGGGGGGACGGCCACGCUUCAUGAUAAGUUCUGGGACUCGUUGAACAAGGAUUGGAUUGAUCGGAAGCCCGUGGAGAUGUGGUGGCGGAUGCAGGGGCAGAUGGAAGGAUUCUGGCAGGGAAAGAGAGAAUAAGAAGGCGUGCGGCCCUGAGGUUUGGAUACUGAGCUUCGUGAAUUGUCACGGCUAUGUGAAUAUAUGAUACCAUUAAGAACGGUGAAACUGUGGAGCGGUCGUGGAGCGUAAUGCAUUCCUCAUUUCGAUUUCAGUGUAGAUGUUUAGUGUAAUAUUAGAUAGGACAAUAGACUCGUCAUGCUAAUAGGAUAGAGACUUGGAACCUGACCUUUAAUAUUCGC